AUGGGCCUUCGAGUCGGCACAAUGGAUGACUUAAUCACAGACUCUGUGCAGAUUAUGAUUGGUCUCACCAGUGAUGCAAUUACUGUGGUUGAAAGAACACCUGGCACCGCAAUACCCCCAGGGGUUAACAGGGCUGGUGAUGUCACCUGGGAGUUGCGUCAGCUGUUAAAAAGACCUCACCUGUCUACCUUUGCAAGUAUAUUUGAUGGUAUUCGUGAGGGAUCCAUCACGGCCAGCCGCGUCGCAAGAAACCCAGGCGUCGAGAGUGGUGUAACUGGUUGCAAGAUGGUACAGGAUUACAGAAGCAAGUCCGUUCUACAAGGAUUUUCCCAAGUUGGAAGGUUUAUGGACCUUCCUAACGGGGAUAUGUCGGAAUUGGGCCUGGUGCAGAUAUGUUUUACUGUCGAGUCUUGUUACGACCGUUCUACGCAUACGCAUCUCGGACUCUUUCCAACUCACUCCACACCCUUCGUUACUCCCUCCAUGCCUGCGAAAUCUCGUCUCUGUCUUCCCGGACACUUUAUCGUUUUCACAUUUUGCAUACCCUCAACCUUCAAGUCUGAGCCGUCUUUCAACGACGCUGGCUCAGCGCUGCAUUUGAGUAGUACUGCACAUAAAUGGCUGACGUUCCUCCACAUCUCAUUGACGUUCGAAACUCUACUGGGAAGUUCGAUGCCGACCAUAAGUGCUAAGUCAAGGAAACGUGCCAGAUCAUGGUUCAAGAAAGGACAGACACUCCAAGUCCCAGCAGAUUGUGCUGCGAGGGCGGCGGGCCCAGACUCUGUCAAGGAGGUGGAUGUUGUGUGCACGGUGCGGACUCGAGUGAUCCUGGCGCGAUCCACCGGGAUAGGUUGGCUAUCUGAAACGAAAGGUCUUUCCAACGAUACACCCAGCUCUGUGGUCCAAUCAAGAGGUGUCAGAUCGGUCGAUUUGCGACGUGUGAUCUGGCCACGCGAGCUUGACACCGGUAAUUUCCGAGGGUCGGAUCACCAGCAGUGA
Laccaria bicolor S238N-H82 is the source of this 999-nucleotide messenger RNA. RefSeq lists its product as uncharacterized. The transcript is spliced from 8 exons. Lineage: Eukaryota; Fungi; Basidiomycota; Agaricomycetes; Agaricales; Hydnangiaceae. The record is from RefSeq and is a predicted model, not a curated record. Bases 1 to 999 code for a protein of 332 amino acids.